AUGAUCUUGGCAAACGCCUUCUGCCUCUUCUUCUUUUUAGACGAGACCCUCCGCUCUUUGGCCAGCCCUUCCUCCCCGCAGGGCCCCGAGCUCCACGGCUGGCGCCCCCCAGUGGACUGUGUCCGGGCCAAUGAGCUGUGCGCGGCCGAAUCCAACUGCAGCUCCCGCUACCGCACGCUGCGCCAGUGCCUGGCCGGCCGGGACCGCAACACCAUGCUGGCCAACAAGGAGUGCCAGGCGGCCCUGGAGGUGCUGCAGGAGAGCCCGCUGUACGACUGCCGCUGCAAGCGGGGCAUGAAGAAGGAGCUGCAGUGCUUGCAGAUCUACUGGAGCAUCCACCUGGGGCUGGCCGAGGGUGAGGAGUUUUAUGAAGCCUCACCCUACGAGCCAGUGACCGCCCGCCUCUCGGACAUCUUCAGGCUUGCUUCAAUCUUCUCAGGGACAGGGGCAGACCCGGCAGUCAGCGCCAAGAGCAACCACUGCCUGGAUGCCGCCAAAGCCUGCAACCUGAACGACAACUGCAAGAAGCUGCGCUCCUCCUACAUCUCCAUCUGCAACCGCGAGAUCUCGCCCACCGAGCGCUGCAACCGCCGCAAGUGCCACAAGGCCCUGCGCCAGUUCUUUGACCGUGUGCCCAGCGAGUAUACCUACCGCAUGCUCUUUUGCUCCUGCCAGGACCAGGCGUGCGCCGAGCGCCGCCGCCAGACCAUCCUGCCCAGCUGCUCCUACGAGGACAAGGAGAAGCCCAACUGCCUGGACCUCCGCAGCCUGUGCCGGACGGACCACCUCUGCAGGUCCCGGCUGGCGGACUUCCACGCCAACUGUCGUGCCUCCUACCGGACGCUCACCGGCUGCCCCACCGACAAUUACCAGGCGUGUCUGGGCUCCUAUGCUGGCAUGAUCGGGUUCGAUAUAACACCCAACUACGUGGACUCCAGCCCCACUGGCAUCGUGGUGUCCCCCUGGUGCAGUUGUCGUGGGAGCGGAAACAUGGAGGAGGAGUGUGAGAAGUUCCUGAGGGACUUCACCGAGAACCCGUGCCUCCGGAACGCCAUCCAGGCCUUUGGCAAUGGCACAGAUGUGAACCUGUCCCCUAAAAACCCCUCGUUCCAGGCCACGCAGGCCCCUCGGGUAGAGAAAACGCCUUCUUUGCCAGAUGACCUCAGUGAUAGCACCAGCCUGGGGACCAGCGUCAUCACUACCUGCACAUCUCUCCAGGAGCAGGGACUGAAGGCCAAUAACUCCAAAGAGUUAAGCAUGUGCUUCACAGAGCUCACGACCAAUAUCAUCCCAGGGAGUAAAAGGGUGGUCAAACCUAACUCAGGCCCCCGCAGAGCCAGACCAUCGGCUGCCUUGACCGCUGUCUCCUUCCUGAUGCUGAAGCUGGCCUUGUAG
Mesoplodon densirostris (Blainville's beaked whale) is the source of this 1395-nucleotide messenger RNA. It is a transcript of the gene GFRA2, whose product is annotated as GDNF family receptor alpha 2. The record is from RefSeq and is a predicted model, not a curated record. Gene Ontology annotation, cellular component: external side of plasma membrane; signaling receptor complex. Bases 1 to 1395 code for a protein of 464 amino acids. Gene Ontology annotation, biological process: nervous system development. The transcript is spliced from 9 exons. NCBI's taxonomy places the organism in Eukaryota, Metazoa, Chordata, Mammalia, Artiodactyla, Ziphiidae. Gene Ontology annotation, molecular function: signaling receptor activity.